This is a messenger RNA of Polychytrium aggregatum, 638 nucleotides long. RefSeq lists its product as uncharacterized. The coding region runs from base 104 to 583 and encodes 159 amino acids. Lineage: Eukaryota; Fungi; Chytridiomycota; Chytridiomycetes; Polychytriales. The record is from RefSeq and is a predicted model, not a curated record. The transcript has 3 exons.
CCUCCAACAGGAGCAUGGGCUGCAGGAGUUCAUGGAAAAGAAACCGUUCAUCUGCGUAGCUUGCCAUGCGUGGGAGAGUCGACAAAAGCCGCAGCUUUAGCGGAUGAACCAGCCUGAACAUGUGCUGCGUGGGAGUGUCCGACCAUCGGAUUCACUCGAAUGGGUUUUCGUUCUCGCUCUCCUGGAUGUCGUGGCCGCCAUCCACAUUUUCAUUCCUGGCUUCCGGCGCCCCCCAGCGCGGCUUUGGAUGGAUGACAAUCAGGUUCGGGCUGUUCUGCUGGGCUGCCUGGUAAUAGGACAGCGGGCUUUUGCCUCGCUCGGCCUUGGUGGGGCUCGGCUCCGCGCUCUCUGCCGCCGAGAAUGUCGUGGAUACCCGCUUGGGUGUGCUGUUUCUCGGACUGCCUGUUUGGGUUCGGAGGAUCGACCCUUGAACGACACCGGAUCCAGGCGAUGUGCUCGACGCAGACAUUGUAAAACCACUCGACUUCAUCGCUUUGCAGACCGCGUGCGAGCCUAUCUGCAACUUCUGGAUGCUUUCGGAUGUUCUCUGGAAGUCUGGAGAGUGCCCGCGUCGAGGGGAUAGAGUCAAUAUCGUGAAAUGGCUAUGGGUCUGCGUUGCUUCAUCCGUCUGCAGCCGC